AUGUUCAUUCUCCACUCGGCCCCCGAAGCAGCCCCCCUCAGUGAGGGACUGCAAAGCCCGGGACUCGGGUCACAGCGACAGGAUGCCAUUUGGAGGGUGUCACCCUGUCUUCCUCCCCGAGCCUGGCGGGCACAGUUCCUGGCUCAGAGGCCCUGGCUGGGGUCCCCAGCCCACGGCGAGCGGAGCUCCGGAGCCCGGGCCCAGGGCUGGCCUGCACCAUCCGCCCCAGGCCCUUGGUGCCGGGCUGGCGCUUGUCCCUUUGGCGCCGCAGGAGGAGGCCACCUCGGGUGGGGGAGGGCCGCGGGGGCCGCACCGGGGCACGGAGCAUGGGGCAAGGAUGCGGUCGAUGGCAACCUGGCCUCAGAGGGAAGCCAGGCCCACGCCUGGGGCGGGAAGGCAUUCCACGCUGGGACUGUCCCAGGCGGCCUAGGGGCUGGGACUCGACCGGAAGGUCCUGAAGCUCGAGGCCAAGAGACCCUGUGGGUCCCAGGGACCCCGUGCUCCGCGGCCGGUGGCUCUGACGUCGCGCUGCGCCCCGGCGCCCUGCUGGCUGAGCGUGGCCCCUGGGUCGGGGGUCUCUGGCCUCUGCUGGGACUCUGCCGGCGGCUGCUGGGCUGGCCCACCCUGGCUUUGGCUCGAAGCGCCGCCUGGGUCUUCCUGCGCAUGGGGAGCUCUGUGCAAGCCCAGCAGUGGCAGGGCUGCGGGGACGGGGCCUGGGAGGAGGCUGUGCAGCGCCCCCAGAAGGCUUUCCCCAGGCCCCCCACCGUCCGCUGCUGGGUGCCACCCGGCCCCGUGUCCUCUUGGGUAACGGGGCGGCUGGGAGCAGGAAGGACCCUGGAACCCAUCGUGUCCACACUGAGGUCCCCCAGACUGACCUUUGUGUGGCCCCUACGUUUUUUGGAGAUGGACUGUGUGCAGGAGGCGAUGCACUAUUCCUAA
This is a messenger RNA of Rangifer tarandus platyrhynchus (Svalbard reindeer), 939 nucleotides long. The record is from the annotation of a GenBank genome assembly. NCBI's taxonomy places the organism in Eukaryota, Metazoa, Chordata, Mammalia, Artiodactyla, Cervidae.